This is a messenger RNA of Nyctereutes procyonoides (raccoon dog), 822 nucleotides long. It is a transcript of the gene ERP27, whose product is annotated as endoplasmic reticulum protein 27. Gene Ontology annotation, cellular component: endoplasmic reticulum. Gene Ontology annotation, biological process: response to endoplasmic reticulum stress; protein folding. The record is from RefSeq and is a predicted model, not a curated record. The transcript is spliced from 7 exons. NCBI's taxonomy places the organism in Eukaryota, Metazoa, Chordata, Mammalia, Carnivora, Canidae. The coding region runs from base 1 to 822 and encodes 273 amino acids.
AUGGAAGCUGACCAAUCUAGACUCUUGUUUCUAUUAUUUCUUUUCACAUGGCGACUAUCUCCAGAAGUUGCUGCAGAAGUUCAGGAAUCGUCAGAUGGUUCUGUUGCUUCCCAGAAACCCAUGUGGCUCACAGAUGUCUCAACUACCAUGGAAUUCAUUGCUGUUGCUGAGGUGGCUGUUAUAGGUUUCUUUCAGGAUUUAGAAAUACCAGCAGUGUCCCUAUUCCAUAGCAUGGUGCAAAAAUUCCAAGAUGUGUCAUUUGGAAUCAGCACGGAUUCUGAGGUUCUAGCCCACUACAACAUCACUGGGAACACCAUUUCUCUCUUUCGCCUGGUGGACAACAAAAAACUGGAUUUAGAGAGCAAAUACAUUGAAAGCAUUGAUGCCACCAAAUUAAGCCGUUUCAUUGAGAUCAACAGUCUCCACCUGGUGACAGAGUACAACCCUGCGACUGUGAUUGGCCUAUUUAAUAGCAUGAUCCAGAUUCAUCUUCUACUGAUGAUGAACAAGGCCUCUCCAGAGUAUGAAGAAAGCAUGUCCAGAUACCAGAAGGCAGCCAAGCUCUUCCAGGGGAAAAUUCUUUUUGUUCUGGUGGACAGUGGCGUGGAGGCAAAUGGGAAGGUGAUCUCAUUUUUCAAACUAAAAAAGUCUCAACUGCCUGCUUUGGCAAUUUACCGUACUGUGGAUGAAGAGUGGGAUACACUGCCCAUGGCAGAAGUUUCUGUGGAGCAUGUGCAAAACUUUUGUGAUGGAUUCCUAAAAGGGAAACGGCUGAAAGAAAACCAUGAAUCGGAAGAAAAAACUCCAAAGGUUGAACUCUGA